This is a messenger RNA of Eutrema salsugineum, 1893 nucleotides long. RefSeq lists its product as uncharacterized. The coding region runs from base 1 to 1893 and encodes 630 amino acids. NCBI's taxonomy places the organism in Eukaryota, Viridiplantae, Streptophyta, Magnoliopsida, Brassicales, Brassicaceae. Gene Ontology annotation, molecular function: zinc ion binding. The transcript has 5 exons. The record is from RefSeq and is a predicted model, not a curated record.
AUGGAGUCAUUGGAGUGGAGAGAGGUUUCAGAAUUUCAAGAGGAGGAUGCGUUUGGAGAUGAUCGACGAGAGGAGGAUUCUGAUGGAGAAGAUCGACGGCAACGAGAUGAUUACAACAUCGAGAAAGCAUUGAUGGAGCUUGCUGAUGAAGAUCCUGUGCUCCACAAUGUGUACCCUGAAACGGACGACGACGAAGCUGGAACUCAACGCACAAUUGCUGUUCCUAAUCAUCCUGGUGCUCGACGAGGUGGUUCUCAAAAAGGCGACUUCGACAGAGGGUUAGGAAACUUGUUUGAAGGACAAGUGUUCUUCAAUGAAGUGGCGUUUAAAGAGGCUGUGCUUGAUUAUGCUCUCAGGAUCGGCAGAAACAUCAGACAGUGGAGGUAUGACAAAACUAAACUGACCUACAUAUGUCGAGGUAAGUCUGAAAAUGGUGAUAAUUGUGCUUGGAGGAUCUAUUGCUCAACUACGGGAAAGACAGUUAAGUGGCAGGUUAAGAGUUUUGAACAAGCUCAUAGCUGUGUUCCUAAUGGCGCUUGUGAGAUGCUAAAGGGUCCGGUGAUUGCUCAUCUGUUUCUUGACAAAAUCCGGGAAGAACCAAAAUACUAUAUGCCAAUGAAGAUUGAACAGUUGAUUUUGGAAAAAUGGAGGAUAAAUGUGACAAGUAAUCAGUGUCAAUCGGCUAGGAACAAAGCUCUGAGAUGGAUCCAAAGAGAGUAUGAUGAGCAGUUUGCUAGGCUUCGUGGUUACUGCCGUGAGAUAGUUGACGCAAAUAUAGGAUCAACGGUGGCUCUAGAAUGCAUUCCCAACGAUCAAGGCUUAGAUGUAUUCAACAGAUUCUAUGUCUGUUUUGAUGUGAUAAGAAGAUCAUGGAAGGACACUUGUAAGCCGAUUAUAGGUCUUGAUGGAUGCCAAUUGAGAGCAAAGAUGAAGGGUCAGUUAUUGGUUGCUAUGGGUCGAGAUGGGGAUAAUGAUAUUUAUCCAAUAGCAUGGGCGUUUGUACCAGCUGAAACAAAGGAUAAUUGGCUGUGGUUUGUGAAGAAACUUAAGAUUGAUUUGGAUUUGAAAAAUGGAGAUGGAUACAUUAUGAUGUCUGAUAGGCAUAGAGGACUUAUUGCAGCUGUUGAUCAAGAGCUCCCUCAGAUUAAGCAUAGGAAAUGUGUGAGACACAUAUAUGCCAACAUGAGAGCAUUACAUGGAAAAAAUCCGGAGAUGAAGAAGUUGAUAUGGCGUUUGGCAUUGAGCUACAAUACAACAGAGUAUGAAGAGAAUCUGGACAAAAUCUUCUGCUUCGACUCAGCUGUGCAUGCGAAUUUGAUGAAGACAAAACCAAAAACUUGGUGUAGAGCCUUCCACAAGAUUGGCAAUUUCUGUAAAGAUGUGGAGAACAAUUCCACCGAGUCAUGGAAUUUUUCUAUAGUCAAAGCCAGAGACAAAGCCACUAGUUCCGAUGCUAGAGACAAUUGCAAGGAUGGCGAUGGUAAGAAUUGCAAAACGGAGUUACAAAGCAUUGGAUUGGCAAAGUGGGAGAUCAUAGGUAUUCCUUGUGAGCAUGCAUAUGCUGUCAUUAUCAACAAGAAGCUGCAGGCAGAGGAUUAUGUAUGUCACUGGUUUAGGACAGCCCUGUGGAGAAGGACUUACCAGGAAGGGAUAACACCAAUGAGAGGUGCAAGAUUUUGGCCUGCAGUAGAAGAACCAUCGGUGCAUCAACCUCCAAGGCCUGAAUCACCUCGUCGAAAGAAAGGAGAAACCAUGAAGCUAACCAUAGUUCAAGGUGGCAUUAUAAGAAAAAUAAAAAGGGAUUUCAAGGAGUCUUCGCAGACUGACUCUACUCCGGUUCAGACUUUGCAGAUUGAGUCUUCACAAGGGAUUCUGACACAGCAAGGUGAUUGA